Xenopus tropicalis (tropical clawed frog) is the source of this 1988-nucleotide messenger RNA. RefSeq names its product homeobox B6 (gene hoxb6). The coding region runs from base 526 to 1197 and encodes 223 amino acids. Gene Ontology annotation, cellular component: nucleus. Gene Ontology annotation, molecular function: DNA binding; DNA-binding transcription factor activity, RNA polymerase II-specific; DNA-binding transcription factor activity. Gene Ontology annotation, biological process: regulation of transcription by RNA polymerase II; regulation of DNA-templated transcription. The record is from RefSeq and is a predicted model, not a curated record. The transcript has 2 exons. NCBI's taxonomy places the organism in Eukaryota, Metazoa, Chordata, Amphibia, Anura, Pipidae.
UAAUGUAUUAGUGAGAGGGAAGCCAUGUGUUCCUGUGUUAUUAACACCACAACUGUUUUAUUCUCUAUUCCUUCUUACAAUCAAACCCUACAAAUGACUUCUGUUUGCCACUCACUGCCUGUUCUGACUCCCCACAAAUCACUGGAACGCAAUUCUUCAACUUUUUUUCUCUUAAAUACAAAUGUCUGCCUAAAAUCUAAAAAGCUGUAAAUAAGUAGAAUGAAUGGGUAAUGUAGGCUGUUGUGUAGUCAGAAGCAUUUUGCUGGCUUUCUGAGAGAGGCUGCUGGUUUGCUCAGAGGGUCCCUGGUGCAAUGGAAGACCCUCUUGGGUGCUAUUUCGCAAUCUCAGGCAUUCGCUAUUGGUCAGUGUGUGAUCAUAUGCUUCUAUUUUCUUCUGUCCCUCACUGGCACCCGGCCAUCCCCCUUCUGCUAAAACCCAAUCUCCGAUAAACUACUAAUAGCUAAAGCACUUGGACUAUAAAACACAACAAAUCAUAAAGCCAGGAAGCACUGCCGCCUCCUCCCAAUGAGUUCCUAUUUUGUCAACUCCACUUUCCCGGUAACUCUGCCUGGUGGGCAGGAACCCUUCCUGGGACAGAUCCCGUUAUAUUCCUCAGGAUAUGCGGAUCCAUUAAGGCACUAUUCCGCCAGCUACGGGGCCACUGGGGUGCAGGACAAGAGCUAUGCGCCCAGCCCCUACUUCCAGCAGCCAAACGGAGCUUACAGCCGGACGGCAGCCUGCGACUAUGGCGCAGCGGGAUUUUAUAGGGACAAGGAGGUUUCGUGUGCGCUCUCGUCGCUAGAGGAACAGUCGCAGUUCGGACAGGAGCAGCGCAAAGCGGACUGUGCGCACAGCAAACUGCUGUAUGAGGAGCAGGAUGAGGCAAAGUGCGCCACUCCAGUGUACCCCUGGAUGCAAAGGAUGAACUCCUGCAACAGUUCUGUGUUCGGGCCCAGUGGGAGGAGAGGCAGACAGACCUACACCAGGUACCAGACCCUGGAGCUGGAAAAGGAAUUUCACUUUAACCGCUACCUGACACGGAGGCGCAGGAUCGAAAUUGCGCAUUCCCUCUGCCUUACUGAGCGGCAAAUCAAGAUCUGGUUCCAGAACAGAAGGAUGAAGUGGAAAAAGGAGAGCAAAUUGUUGAAUUCUUCAGUACAGAGUGCAGGGGAGGACGAGGAGAAGCCAACUGAGUGACAGUGUGCGCCUCCGCAGCCGCAAAGGGUGACAGUGCGUCACCGCAACAUUGCGCACUUCUAUCCUUGUACCUUGAAUAAAUUAUUGUUGCACAGACUGGUAAAGGAACCUGAAUGAUAAUCCUCCAACUACCUAUAUGUCUAUCACUGUCUGUCUGCAAUAUUCCUCCUACACACACAUAUAUAUAUAGUAUAUACACUCAAUACUACAUAUAUAUGUACAUGUAAAAUCGCAUAAACAAAAAAAAAACGCCCACAUCCAAGCGUCUUGUCCCAUGCACGAUUUGGCAUAAUGAUUUUUGCUGUCUAUUGUGUGUUUAAUUUCUAUGUCUACUGAAAGUACAAUACUACCUAGCAACAAAUUGUGAAAUUCUCUAUUUUAUUAUUAUUAUUUUUUUUUUUAAAUGUGUUUGUCGUCUGUGUUUUUUCCUAUUUGUAGUUUGGAAAGGACUGAUAAACUAGUGGCGCAGCACUGUUAAUGUAUAAUAGUGAAUGCUGCGCUGCUGCCCAAUGUAUAUAGGCAUCUAAUUGUACUAUGGAGUAGAAGUCGCUUAUAUUGGAAGCACAAGCCCAAUGUCCAGUCUGUAUAUUUUAGUACAGAGUCCCCUGGGGACCCGGACUGAUCAAACAUCCCUUCUCAUUAAUACACUGGCUUUUUCCCCUGCACUUUCCCCUGCAUUACAAUCAGCAGGAGCAACAAUCAGAAACACAAGGGAGAAAAUUCAUCUCUAAUCCAAUUCCAUUCUCAUGCAGCUAGUCUGGGAUAUUUCAUUAAAUGUUAUUGAAAUGAAA